Molecule: messenger RNA, 921 nt
Organism: Penicillium pulvis
Lineage: Eukaryota; Fungi; Ascomycota; Eurotiomycetes; Eurotiales; Aspergillaceae
Exons: 2
Coding region: 1-921 (306 amino acids)
Source: RefSeq, a predicted model, not a curated record
AUGAUUUUUUCAACCUCCUUCUUUAUUACGGUUGUCUACGCGCUUUUGAUAAGUGGCGCUGAAUCGACCCACGACUCUCAAAAAGAUCACUCAAAGUCAACAUUCACCUACGACCAACUAUGGAACCUUGAGAAAACCUUCUGGGAUGCUUUUCUUUAUCCCGCAAACAAAAUCCAGAUUCAAGGAAAUGCAUCCACUAUCUUCGCAUCCGAUGUACAAGGUCGCGUCGACAUUACCCGAACAUUCGACGGCGACGAACUAAACCGCGAAUACAUCUUCGGCCUUUUCGCAGACCCAACCGCAAUCAGUCUCGUGGGCAUCCCAAUUGAUUACAGCAUCACCCAGUUCUCAGCAAACGACAACAUCGCCUCAGCGACAACUGUCGUCACAUUCAACGCGACCACAUUCGGCGUGACAAUCCCCGUCACAAUCGACACAUGGAUGGAAUUCAACAAAGAUGGCAAAAUUGCACAGUACGAUGCCGUAUUCCGCUGGUUCGACUAUCUCUUGAACUACUUGCUGGAAUCCACUGCGACUAAAUACAACACUACUUCCGCGGGUGCUGUUUCAAUCGUUACUGAUAUCCUUGCCAAGGAUAUCUGCAAGACUCAUGAUCAGUAUUGCACUGGGGAUAACCAGCAAUAUCCCGCGGAUGGCGUCAGUUGCUAUGACUAUUUGACCCAAAAGAUUCGAUUCGGGCAGAGUUAUGAACUGGGUCGCAACACACUUUUGUGUCGUGAGGUUCACGAUCAUAUGGUGCAGUAUAGACCCGAUAUUCAUUGUGCGCAUAUCGGUCCUACUGGCGGUGGUUAUUGUGUUGAUGAUAUGAGCUACACGCAAACUGUUCUUCAGCGGUAUUUUAAUGAUUCGUGGAUUCCGUUUGGGUAUGGUCAGAAGCAAGAUGUGUGGCUUGCGAACUGA